This is a messenger RNA of Arthroderma uncinatum, 2115 nucleotides long. RefSeq lists its product as uncharacterized. Lineage: Eukaryota; Fungi; Ascomycota; Eurotiomycetes; Onygenales; Arthrodermataceae. The coding region runs from base 1 to 2115 and encodes 704 amino acids. The record is from RefSeq and is a predicted model, not a curated record. Gene Ontology annotation, biological process: fatty acid beta-oxidation; long-chain fatty acid import into peroxisome; very long-chain fatty acid catabolic process. Gene Ontology annotation, molecular function: long-chain fatty acid transmembrane transporter activity; ATP hydrolysis activity; ATP binding. The transcript is spliced from 5 exons. Gene Ontology annotation, cellular component: peroxisomal membrane.
AUGGCAGUCCUCUCCCAGCCAGCCGGGCUGGAACGAUCAAUCAAGGAUAUCAUAUCCCUCCUGACGAAGAAAUACGUUAAACAUCGCACCGGCAUAUCCCGCGCCGUCUACCUGACGCUUUUCCUGGCUCUCGCGAAACGAAUUCAUAACGCUAUCGCUGAGCAAAAGUCCGCCUCCGAGAUACAUGCUGGGAACAGGGCGGGCACUCGAAAGCUAGCCGGAGACGAUGCCACAGGUGCUACUGGUGAUGACGGUAACAAUAACGGCAAGGAGGGCGGAUCUUCCCGGAAAAAGGUUGGGCUGAAUAGGGAGUUUCUGCGGAAUCUACUACGCUUGCUGAAGAUUGUAAUACCGGGCUGGAAGAGCAAGGAGCUUCGGCUCCUGAUCAGCCAUUCGGUAUUCCUGGUUCUGAGGACACUGUUAAGUUUAUAUGUUGCGGAACUGGAUGGGAAACUUGUUAGCAGCUUGGUUAGGGGCAAAGGAAGGGAGUUUCUUCUGGCUUUGGCAUGGUGGAUGACGGUUGCAGUGCCGGCCACCUUCACGAAUUCAAUGCUUUUAUAUCAUCAAUGUCAGCUUGCUCUCCAGUACCGAAAACGUCUGACGGAUCAUAUCCAUAACCAGUACCUGUCGAACAUGAACUUCUACGCAUUAUCGGCACUAGAUGAUCGAAUCAAAAACCCUGAUCAGCUUAUAACCGUGGAUAUAUCGCGAUUCUCUAAUAGUUUAGCGGAACUAUACUCCAAUCUUGCCAAACCCAUUCUCGACAUGGCCAUUUACAAUUACUCUCUUUCCAAAAAUGUGGGUGGGGAGGGACUUUUUAUCAUGGCACUACUAGUCCAGCUAUCUGCCAAUGCGAUGAGAGUGCUCACACCUCCUUUUGGCAAAUAUGUGGCCGAAGAGGCAAAAUUGGAAGGAGAGUUCCGCUUCCAGCAUACAAGGUUAAUCGAUUAUAGUGAAGAAGUUGCUCUGUACCAUGGCCACGAGUCAGAGAGAGAUACCCUGGACAAGGGGUAUUUUACUCUGAUAAAGCACGUUAAUCGAAUCCUACGAAGGAGACUCUACCAUGGGUUCAUGGAAGACUUCGUUAUCAAAUACUUCUGGGGUGCUUUGGGCUUGAUACUAUGCAGUGUGCCCGUGUUUUUCAAGAUUCCUGCCCAGAUAACUUCAUCAAUGGGAGACAGGACCGAAAGUUUCGUAACCAACCGAAGAAUACUUCUCUCGUCCUCUGAUGCUUUUGGUAGAGUAAUGUUCUCAUACAAAGAAAUUUCCCAACUUGCAGGGCACACUUCUCGAGUGGCAUCUCUUCUUGAGGUAAUGGACGACAUAACCGCCGGCCGUUUCCAAAAGAAAUUGGUUUCGUCUGCAUCAACGGAUUCAAACGCCGCUGUACUUAGCAAGCGUGGUACCAUCAUCGAAAGUGAUUCAAUCGAGUUCACGGAUGUACCCAUCAUUUCACCUAACGGGGAUGUUUUGGUUGAAAAGUUAACAUUCACUGUCCACCCAGGAGAACAUCUUCUUAUCGUUGGACCAAACGGUUGUGGGAAAUCAUCUUUAUUCCGUAUCCUCGGCGGACUCUGGCCUGUUUAUGGCGGUACUGUGAAAAAGCCAUCCUUUGAAGAUAUCUUCUACAUCCCUCAACGGCCAUACCUGUCACGCGGCACGCUUCGACAACAGGUUACUUAUCCUGAUGACCUCAAGGAGAUGCAUGACAAGGGAGUAACAGAUUCAGACCUUUACGACAUUUUAUCCAUUGUUGAAAUUUCAUCCGUCGUUGACAGGCCUGGUGGCUGGGAUGCGGAGGAGGAGUGGCGAGAUGUGCUGUCCGGUGGUCUUCAACAACGAAUUGCCAUGGCUAGGCUAUUCUAUCAUAAGCCCAAAUACGCCAUCUUGGACGAAUGCACAUCAUCCGUGACGCUGGAGAUUGAGAAAGUCAUGAGGAGUUUGUGGAAAUACCAUAAAAAGAUUCUCCAGUUCGACGGUCAAGGUCACUGUAUCUUUACCAGUUUAGACUGGGAACGUCGAUUAAAACUUGAAGAUGAAAAAGAGGAUAUUGAUCUUCAGCUUCGGGCCGUUCCUGAGCUAGAACGACGCGUCAAGGAGCUUACCACCGCAUAG